UUGAGAAAAAUAUGACGAGAUAAACGAUUACAAGCAGAAAGCAUGGCUCCGAAGUUGUACGGUUUAUACCGAAGUCCACCAACGCGAGCGGUGUUGUUAUGUGCCAAAGGUUUAAAUUUAGAACUGGAGUUUGUUUUGGUGAAUUUGUAUGAAAAGGAACAUUUGUCAGAUGACUUUUUGAAGAAAAAUCCUCAGCACACUAUACCAGUUUUAGAAGAUGAAGAUGGUUUCAUCUUAUCAGAUAGCCAUGCCAUUAUGGCAUAUCUUGUUUCGAAAUAUGGCAAAGAUGACACUCUGUAUCCGAGUAAAGAUCUAAAACAACGAGCUAUCAUUGACCACAGAUUACACUUCGAUUCUAGCACUUUGUUUGCGAGAUCUGUAGCAAUAACGAAGCCAUUAUUUUUGCUAGGAAUUAAACCAUCAGAAGAUCGAUAUAGGGACUUCAAAGAAGCUCUAGGGUUUUUGGACAAGAUUUUGGAGAAUACUAAAACUGACUAUGUUGCUGGAAACGACAUCACCAUUGCUGAUUUCAGUAUAUUCAAUACAGUAACAAACGCUGAUCGAUUUGUACCAUAUGGUGAUUUUCCUCAAGUGGCAGCCUACGUUGAAAGGUUUAAGAAAACUGUUUAUUACAAACUAAAUGAAGAUUUAGCUAAUACAAAAUCACUCAGCACAAUGCCUCUUGACAACCCAGUAUCUACUUGCUCCAGGUCUGCAGCUUCAACUGACAUGCCAGAACCUACUUGCUCCAGACACGUCAAAUCUCCUGAGCCCUUAAAUGAUGACGAAGACAUUCCUUUGAGCAAAUUAUCGAAACAAUUCAUCGAAGAGUUGUCACCAACACCUCAAGCUACAUUAGAAAAUAUUCUGAAGAAAAGGAAACACAAAAAAGGUUCGCAAGGUAUCCUGAACUCAACACCCGAAAUAGCAUUACUGCAUAAGAAAGAAAACGAAAUAAGAGAAAAAGAAAGAAGAAAGUCGGCAAGAAAAAUCAAAAGGAGGGUGGAAAUACCGGAGAGCGAUGAAGAAGACCAUGUUAUCAAUACAGAAUCUGAUGACGAAGACGAUCCAAAAAAAAUUAUUACUAUGCUAUCAGAAAUCCUACAAAAAAAUCCUCAGCACACUAUACCAGUUUUAGAAGAUGAAGAUGGUUUCAUCUUAUCAGAUAGCCAUGCCAUUAUGGCAUAUCUUGUUUCGAAAUAUGGCAAAGAUGACACUCUGUAUCCGAGUAAAGAUCUAAAACAACGAGCUAUCAUUGACCACAGAUUACACUUUGAUUCUAGCACUUUGUUUGCGAGAUCUGUAGCAAUAACGAAGCCAUUAUUUUUGCUAGGAAUUAAACCAUCAGAGGAUCGAUAUACUGACUUUAAAGAAGCUCUAGGAUUUCUAGACAAGAUUUUGGAGAAUACUAAAACUGACUAUGUCGCUGGAAACGACAUCACCAUUGCUGAUUUCAGUAUAUUCAAUACAGUAACAAACGCUGAUCGAUUUGUACCAUAUGGUGAUUUUCCUCAAGUGGCAGCCUACGUUGAAAGAAUAUUUUUAAUAAAAUUAAGCGUUAACAUGACUCCUAAAUUGUACGGUUCAAAGGCUAGUCCACCAGUUAGAUCUGUGCUCAUGUGCGCUAAGGCUUUAGGUCUUGAGCUAGAACUUGUGCCGAUAAAUUUCCAGGCAGGAGAGCACCUAUCGAACGAAUUUCUUAAGAAAAAUCCUCAACAUACCAUUCCAGUUUUAGAAGACGAUGAUGGUUUUGUCGUACCAGACAGCCAUGCCAUCAAUGGUUAUUUAGUCGCCAAAUAUGGUAAAGAUGACUCUCUAUACUCGAAAGAAGACUACAAAUUAAAAGCCACCAUUGAUCACAGACUACAUUUUGAUUCCAGUAUUUUGUUCUCGAGAGCUAGUGCUAUUUCGAGACCUCUUAUCUUAAAAGGUAUAAAACCAACCCAGGAAAAGUUCGACGACCUUAAAGAAGCUCUAGGUUUCCUGGAGAGGAUUUUUACAGAGAACAAAACUGAUUUCGUUGCUGGUAACAAGCCAACCAUUGCUGAUUUCAGUAUAGUGUCCAGUGUGACGUCAUAUUCGGGUCUGGUUCCUUACACUGACUUCCCUAAUGUUAAGGCCUACAUAGAAAGAUUCCAAAAACUUCCUUGUUACGAAGCUAACAAAGAAGGCUUAACUGAGUUGGAGAAUUAUUUCACGAUUCUACUGAAAAAAGCCUAAGUUUGUUCAAAUUUAAUAUUGUUACAAUAAUUAUAUUUGUUAAAAUAGUUUAAAUUAAAUCUUGUAUUUUUAUUU
Sitophilus oryzae (rice weevil) is the source of this 2295-nucleotide messenger RNA. RefSeq lists its product as uncharacterized. Bases 43 to 2220 code for a protein of 725 amino acids. The transcript is spliced from 10 exons. NCBI's taxonomy places the organism in Eukaryota, Metazoa, Arthropoda, Insecta, Coleoptera, Curculionidae. Gene Ontology annotation, biological process: glutathione metabolic process. The record is from RefSeq and is a predicted model, not a curated record. Gene Ontology annotation, molecular function: glutathione transferase activity.